AGUUUAACAUAAGCAGGAGGCAAGUGCAUGCAGUCACUGUACAUAUUCACUGUAGACAGUUUGGAUACAGAGACACAUCAAACAUUUGUGCAGGGACUUCAUUCAGGUUACACUCUGAAGGAUGGAAUAUAUUCUCGUUAACAACACCGCUGUGGAAGAAAACUUAGCGAUAACUGACUAUUGGUUCAAAAGAAAAGAGUAUUUUCCAGUACAUGUGGUCACAUGCAUUAUCAUUAGUAUCAGCCUUCCUUUGACCCUCAUGACCAUCUGCGCUCUGUACUCUCUGGUACGAAAGGAUCAUGUGGCUCCAAUCUACGUCAUCAACCUUCUUAUUUCCGACCUCAUUCAGCUCUGCUCCAUGAUCAUUCUGGAGACAACACAGGAUGCGAAUGUUUAUAAAACUGCAUUUUAUAUUUACUAUUCUGGUCUAGUGAUCAGUGUUGGCUUCAUGGUGUGUGUCUCGCUGGAAAGAUAUUUGGUCAUCGCCCACCCACUGUGGUACCACUUUAAACGCACCAUCAAGAACUCUGUGGUGGUCAGUGUUGUAGUCUGGCUCAUGCCUCCUGUCUAUAUCCUCACUGUGUUUCCCUGGGUUACUUUUGAUGUGACAGAAAGGAUCUUUGCUGCUUCACUCGUCAUUCCCUUUCCAUUCUUCAUAUUCUUCCUGGUUGGGACCCUCAGAGCCCUGUCUACUUGUGUCGCUGUCCCCUCUGAAGAAAAACGUCGUAUUAUUGUUAUUUUGGUCCUGGUACUGCUCAUUUACACUCUGCUGUUCCUGCCCUACAUUAUUUGGAUCCUGGUAAGGAACAGAACAUCGGAUAAUCUUCUAAAUUACAUAUGUGAGAUAUUUCCUAAACUGAGUCUGCUUGCAGACUUAAUUCUGUAUAUUUACAUUAGAAAAGAGGCUGUUGGAAUACUUGCUACCACUGUGUGCUGUUGCAAAAUGCAGAGCAGUGAUGCCAACAUCAACACUAUAGAUGUUGACAACAUUUAGACAAUAAGCUCCAUAGAGGAUCAUAGAGGACCAAAGAGGAGAAAACAGAACAAAAUGUACUUUUCUUCAGUAAGAGCUAACCUAAAACACACACCAGAGAUACAAGCUCUUUAAAGGUCACAUAUUAUUCUCCUAUUCAACAAGUUCAAAUAAGUCUGGGAGCUCCCCAAAACAUGCCAGGGAAGUGUCCCUCUAUUCCAGCCCUGCUCUGAACAGGCUGUUUCUGUGUCUGUAGCUUUAAAUAAAAAUGUUGUAUAGGUUUUAUUUUUGGGCUUUUAUCUUAGAGGUAGGACAGAGGUAGGACGGUGGAUAGAGUCAGAAAUUAGGGAGCGAGAGAGAGAAAGUGAGUAGAGUAAUGACAUGUGGAAAGGAGCCACAGGUUGGAUUCGUCCCCGGGUUGCCCGCCUGGAAGACCAAGGCCUCCAUACGUGGGGCGUGCUCACUAACCGCUAGGGUAUAGGCGCCCCACUUAGUCUAUAGCUUUCUAUAAAAAAUGAGCUGUAUUUGACCAGGACACUCUGGAAGGGCUUGGGUGGCGUGUGCUUUCUCGCACCAUGCCCUAAUGUUUAUGGUGAAGGCAGACUCAGAGGGCAGAACUAACACCUGACACCCACCUGGGGGAGGGGUUACCUUUGUGAUGUCAUGAAGGG
Molecule: messenger RNA, 1644 nt
Organism: Labrus bergylta (ballan wrasse)
Lineage: Eukaryota; Metazoa; Chordata; Actinopteri; Labriformes; Labridae
Product: G-protein coupled receptor 4-like
Biological process (GO): phospholipase C-activating G protein-coupled receptor signaling pathway; positive regulation of Rho protein signal transduction
Cellular component (GO): plasma membrane
Molecular function (GO): G protein-coupled receptor activity
Source: RefSeq, a predicted model, not a curated record